GCAUAUAGGAUUUGGGAAAACCCAAGGUAGGGUUUAUCAGUUUACAUUUUCAGCAAUAGCCGAGCAAAAGAACAGAUAAACGAUUUAUUUUUAAACUUGCUUACAUAUUAAAACCGCGGAGUCUGUGUAAUUUUUGUCAUUUAAAAAAUGUAAAUUAAUCGUUAAACUGUGUUAAUAUUAAUUUAAGAAUAGGCGAUUUUGUUGAUGAUUUUUGGAAAUAUCCAAAAAUUGAUUCAACAAUAUUAACCUUGGGGCGACCGACUGUUGCUAAAAAUAAACACAACAUUCUUAGACGGUUCAUUAUACGUGCAAUAUUUGUUAUCAUAUUUCUUUCAUCGAUAUAUUUUAAAUGAAAAUUGUCUUCUAAUGUUCAACCUAUUCCUAAGCUUCAUUUUAAAAGGAUAACUUGUUUUCCUUGAUAAAUAAUUAAACCAAAAUGUUACCAUGUGAUAAAGUGGGUCUUCCAAUAAAACAAGGAACCGAAAACCUAGGAAUACCAUAUGAACGUCAAGUAAUAUUGUAUUUAGCUUCAAUUUUCGAUGGUUUAAGUAAUAUAAAAGAUUUUCACAUUACUCGCAAUACGGAAGGUUUAAAGAUAUUUGAAGAUAUAAUUAUUAAAUGUUCCUAUCGGAAUUCCCCUAAAAAGCAGGCGCAUUUUUUUCAGUUAAAACACUCGAAGAAAAAGUUGUUACUUGCAAAAGCAAAAUGUAAAUUAAAAGAAUAUGCUGUUGUUGACAUGAAAGCGUGUUCCGAUGAUAUUAAAAAAUUAUCAUCGCAAAUUUCGGGAAGUACCGAAAAAACGAAACUUGACGAAUUUUUGGAAGAUGUAGACGAACAUUAUUUUUAUAUAUUCACUAACAUUUUGGAGGUAGAUGCCCAAGAUGGUAGUGUUGAAGAUACCAAAGUUUCGGAUAACGUUCCAUUGACUAUGUUCGGUAAAAUUUUAAAGUGCCAUUUUAAAGGGGAUGAAUUUAAGAAGAUGUUUGUUAUUAACAAUCAACCGGAUAUUUAUAGUAUUGAAGAGAAAAUACUUGAAACACUCGGAAAUAAUUUUACUAUUGAUGUUGUACCAAAUAUUAUCGAGCAAAUAUCUAAUUAUAUGAACAAUGUGACAAGUUGCAACCCCCUUGAUAAAUACACAUUCGAUUGUAUUUGUUUUCAACAAUUAAUCCAACCUUUGUUAAUAACAAAAAUAUCGGAUGUAAUUGAAAUGAGCGAUCAUUACUAUCAACUCUGGAAUUCGUUGAUUCAAAAACACAAUUUGAUUGCGAUUGGGGAAGAAAAUGAUAAACUUCCACUAAUAGCUUUUUAUUAUGAGACAAAAAUAAAAGUGUAUGAUGAUUCAUUUAAUUGGAGAGAUUGCAAACAAAACAACUUUCAACUUACGAGUGAGGUCAAGACUACAUUUCGUGAACUUUUACAAUUAAAUAUUAACCAAAAAAUCAAUUCUAUAACUGAUUUAUUAGUUUGGAUGUGGUGGAACGAAAAUUGGCCAUUAAUUGUAGAUACAACAAAAUCAAAUCGAUUUAAAGAUAUUUUAACACGCUAUAUACACCUUGAGAAACAUUUCAUUUUACUAUGUUCUAAGGAAAAUUUAAAAUCAUUCAAAGAUUUAACCGUGUUUCAAAACAUUUCCAACGUUGAUAACGAGUCAUACCAAACAAUUAGUAAACUCCUUGUGUCUUUGCAAGGAAGACCUCUAGUUAGUUUAGGCGACGUUAUUGGAAAUAACGAAAAUACAAGAAACAACGUAACGCUUUCCCAUUUAUUGCAAUGGAGCCAAAAAAAUUAUUAUCCUGUAAUAGGUAAUUGUUUAGGCGAAAGAAAAAAUGAUUACAUUCAACGACGUUUUCAAAAUGAAUCGAAUUUGUAUACCGAACAAGACGUGGUUGAAGACGUUAUUAAUCACCAUAGAUUUUCGAUUAUAAGUAACGAUACUGGUAUGGGAAAAUCAACUGUGCUUCAUUCUCUUUCGUUGAGAUAUAAUCCUAAAGAUGUAGCAGUUUUAAUUAAUUUGGCAGACUUGAAAGAUCUUCACAAAUGGAAAAAGGAAUGGAAGACCGUUUACGAUUAUUUUUACGACAAGAUUCAAUCAAAAGAAGAUUCCUUAUUCAAAGCAAUUUAUCAUGAUCAUCAAUCCAACGGACGAUUAUGCUUCUUUAUGGACUCUUUCGAAGAAAUAUUAGCAGCCUACGAAUCACACAUCAUAGAAAUUUUAGAUAAAAUGUUACUUGUAAAAGAUGUAAAGGUACUUAUGACCACAAGAUGUUAUGCAAAGUAUUUAUUAAACGAUGUAAAUUAUAUCGAAUUGGUUGAGUUUACCCAAGAAGAAAUAAAUGAUUAUUGUCGACAUAACAACAUAUCCAUUGAUUUAAUAAAUAAGCAUCAGAUAUUAACGAAUGCUUUGCAUUUAAGUAUUUUACCUAUUGUUUAUGAGAACAUCAAAGAAAUAUCAGAUUGGGACGUUACAGAUUUAUACCGAGAAUUUAUAAAAAUACAAUUAAGUAAAUACAUUUCUGAAAAAGUCGGGCUUAAAUCAAUUAAUGAGGAGAUAACUGUAGGCGAAUCAAUUCGUCGAGAACAAUUAGAUAUCCACCACAAACUUAGUUUAGUUGCCAGUUUAAAACCGAGCAAACUUAUAGAACUUUACGUCUUAAAACCAGGAGAAAUCGAAUCUAUCUUAAACAAUUUUCGCUCUAAAAUAUCUCUUGGAUUAAUCUCAAGUAUUGAUAAUAAAGGGAUCGCAAGGUUUGUUCAUAACGCAUACGCUGAUUAUUUACGAGCAGAUUGGUUUUAUAAAAACAGUCUCAACGAACGAUUUUCUGAAUUGUACAUUAUGUUGCUUGAGUCUCAUUUUUUAAGCGAUACAGUUCACUUUUUAAACAUGAUGGCAAAUAGUGGAAAAAAUAAAGCCAUCGCUGCAAUUAUAAACGGAGAUUAUGAUACUGUUAUACGCCUCAUUAAAAGCAAAGACGAUUGUUUAUUGAAACCAGACGAUUUGGGCCGAUAUCCGAUUCAUAUCGCGGCUUGGUACUCGAAAAAUUCCAACACCAAGAGGAUAUUCAAAGAGAUUCAUAAAUAUGUACACGAAACGAAAAAUCAAAUUCUUACAGAAAACGACAAUUUUAAAUUAACCUGGAUCAAUUAUAUGCAAGCUGGAAAAACAGAUUUCGAUUUACCGGAAAAAAUUAAAAAUGAAAUCGAAGACGGAGCCGAUGUUAACAAUUUAUUUGUUGGUUACGAUCACAAUCUUUUUAAUAAAAAAAGAUUUCCCACCGGUAUGAACGUAUUGCAUUAUGCAAUUUCGUUUAGUACAGACUUAAAUUUUAUACAAUAUUUGUUAGAUAACGGAGCAGAUCGUUUCGAGGUGGAGGAUGGUAAAAAUGCUUUAAUACGAGCAAUUACAGACAGUCAAUCUCCUGAUAUUUUAAAAUUGUUAUUAAAACACAAAGUGGAUGAAAAACCCAUCAAAGAAUUUCUUCAUAGUAACGAAUGCGCCAAAUGUGCCGUUUCUUCAAAAUCAGUUUUUGCAUUCGAAAUGUUUGAGGUUUUAAUUAAGUGUGGUUUGAACCCAAGUUUAGUUGAAAAAGACGAUUUUGGCCGAACAUGUCUCCAUUUUGCAGUAUCAUCCCCUUCAGAUGACUCAUACAAAAUUGUUGAAAAGUUAUUGGAAUAUAUGGAUCCGAAUGAAACUGAUAAUUGUGGUAAAGAUGCGCGUUAUUAUUCAACGUUAUGCUCAUCAGAAAACGCAGAUAAAAUAAUAAAGUUAUUAAUACAUAAUGAUGAUGAUAUUACAACGUUAGAUAAUGAUGGUUUGAAUUAUUUCCAUUACAUCGUUUUAUCACAUUCGCAAAUUUCUAACAAAAACGCCGAGUUUUUGUUACGUCGCAAAAUUAAUCCAAACAUAGAAGAUAAAUUCGGAAGAAAUUGUUUGCAUUUAGCCGCAUUAUCAAAUUCACCAAAUUCUUAUCUCACUGUUAAAUUGCUAUUAGAUUACGGGAUGGACCCAAAAAAGAAAGAUAAAUCUGGUCGAAACCCUUUACAUUUCGCAGCGUUAUCUUCUUCAAUAAACUCGCACAAAACAACCGAGUUAUUACUAAAUUAUAAUAUUGAACCAUACGAAAAAGAUAAUUUAGGAAAAAUUUCCUUUCAUUACGCAACACUUUCUCAAUCAGAAAACGCUUACAAAAUCGUAGAUAUUCUUUUAAAACAAAAUUUAAAUCCGAAUUUUCCCGACAACGACGGCAAAUCAUGUCUUCAUUUCGAAGAAUUUUACGAAUCAAAAUACGCUUAUAAGAUAACAGAAUUAUUAUUAAAUUUCCAUUUAAACCCAAACAACAUAGAUAACGAAAUGAGGAGUUGUUUGCACAUCGAAAAGUUGUAUUACUCUGAAAAUGCAAGAAAAAUAAUACAAUUGCUUUUGAAUCACGGUUUAAAUCCAAACCUCCCCGAUAAAAAUGGCCAAAUUUGUCUUCAUUAUCACAAAUUAUAUGAUUCUGAAAGUGCUCGUAAAACGAUAAAAUUAUUAUUAGAACAUAAUUUGAACCCGAAUCAUCUCGACAAUGAAGGUAAAACUUGUUUGCAUAACAAACAAAUAUUCUACAUGGAUAAAUCAAGAAAGAUUGUCGAAUUAUUACUUCAACACGGAUUGGAUCCAAACAUAAGCGAUAAAGAUGGCAAAAAUUGUUUACAAUACGAAGAAUUGUUUUACUCCGAUAACGCUCGUGAGAUGAUUAAUUUACUGUUAAAGUUUGGCUUAGAUGCUACAAAAACUGAUAAUAACAAUAAUAAUUGUUUGCAUUCCGAAAAGAUUCAUUACUCGGAUAAUUCGCGUAAAAUGGUUGAAUUGUUAUUAAAGCACGGUUUAAAUCCAAACCAAAAAAACCUCGAAGGAAAACUUUGUUUGCAUUACCAAGCUUUGUAUUACUCCGAAAACGCACGUAAAAUGGCAGAGUUAUUAUUACGAUAUAAGUUGAAUCCAAACAUAUUGGACGCGGAGGGUAAAAACUGCUUGCAUUAUAAAGAACUUUAUUUAUCGGAAUAUGCGAGAAACAUGUUCAAACUGUUAUUGGAAAAUGGUUUAGACCCAAAUGUUCGUGAUGGAAAUGGAAAUCAUUGCCUUCAUUAUGCACUUCAAGUAAAUAACGAACACGUCUAUGGCACAGUUGAAUUACUUUGUGAAUAUCUGGAUUUUUCCAAAACAAAUGAUAAAGGCGAAACUUACCUUCAUGAAAUAGCUUCAUCUCCAUCUGAAAAUGCCCAUAAAAUUCUCUCGAUAAUAUUAAAACGUAACGUUGAUUUGAAUAUUAUUGAUAAACUUGGUAAAAACGUUUUUCAUCAUGCUUGUCAAUCAUUUUCGCCUAAUUCACACGUGAUGGUCCAAUUAUUAUUAGAUCAAGGUGAAAUUAGAAAAAAUAUAAACAUGACUGACUUCCAAGAAAAUACUUACUUACAUUAUGCAUGUUCUUCCGGCUCAGAGAAUGUCAUGAAAACAGUAAAAAUGUUAUUAAAUUGUGGUAUCGACGUUUUUAAAGAGAAUAAAUUAGGGCAAACUUGUUUGUAUCAUGCAGUUACUUCCAAAUCACCGAAAUCACAUAAAGUGGUUAAACGUUUACUCAAGUGUGGAUUAAAAGUUGGUAAUUUAGAUGCUUCUUUGUCGCCAUCAAUUAAAGCACAUAAAAUUAAAGCUGUGUUUGAGAAAUUUAAGAAUGAAUAAUUUAUUAUUGUAAAUUAGUUUUAAAAAUAUA
This is a messenger RNA of Onthophagus taurus, 5747 nucleotides long. RefSeq lists its product as uncharacterized. The record is from RefSeq and is a predicted model, not a curated record. NCBI's taxonomy places the organism in Eukaryota, Metazoa, Arthropoda, Insecta, Coleoptera, Scarabaeidae. Gene Ontology annotation, molecular function: protein binding.